Episyrphus balteatus (marmalade hoverfly) is the source of this 1237-nucleotide messenger RNA. RefSeq lists its product as uncharacterized. The record is from RefSeq and is a predicted model, not a curated record. Lineage: Eukaryota; Metazoa; Arthropoda; Insecta; Diptera; Syrphidae. Bases 240 to 1130 code for a protein of 296 amino acids. The transcript has 2 exons.
ACGAUGCAGAAAGCAAUUAGUCGCAUUCUGAUGGUAACAUUUCAUUUAUACUAAUUAAAAUCAUCAUGUUUCCCUUAAUGGUCUUUAAAUUUGUUUUCCUUUUUUUCCUCUCAGGUCAAACACUUGACAAUGAAGUACAUACUCACGCUUUUUCAAAUAAAAUUUAAAAAUUUAAGUAUAAAAAGUGGAAUCAUCAUUCGAAAAACUAUCAGUUAACAUUGAAAUCUCCAGUUAUCAACAUGUUUUUAAAGAUUUCAACUAUUGUCCUAAUUUUGGGACUAGGACAAAUAACAAAUGCUUCAUUCUUCGGGUUAUUCCGUUCAGCAGAACCAACACGAAAACCAGACGUUGUUGUGAGUGAAUCUCCAAAAGCAAAGACAGAUAAAAUUGCUUAUCAAAAUUAUCUUCGCUCAUUAGCAAGUACAUAUAACACUACUCCUCAUCCUGCAGUACGUUAUAUGCCAGUUUAUGCAUAUCAACCUCAGCCUCAUUUGUAUGCAAAUUAUAUCCAGCCUCAGCAAAACUUAAUAUAUCACACUGUAAAUGCACCAAGGAUACUCAAAACUGCCACAAUUCCACUUCAGUACAACUAUCAGCCAAUUAAGACAAAUGUUGAUUUGCCAAGAAGUGUCAAACUAGAAAGACCAAUUACAGUGCUUCCAUUGUCAUCUUACGAUGACACAUCUGUUAGUUCUCCAAGAGGAAAUCAAGAUUAUAAUAAAUUAAUUGAAGAAUCUUCACCGACUCCUUCUUCUCCCCAAAUAAAUAAUGAUGUCUCGUCGAGAGUAAAAACACAUGUCUUUGAAAUUCCAGAACCUCAAAUAUCUGCAACUCUAUAUGAUCUACCGGUUUCUGGAAUUUCUCCUGACUUCCUUACCGGUGGUUAUGUGACAAAAAUGAUGACUGUUAGUCCGACAGACAGCGGCAGCACAUGGUCAGGACAAAAAUUCGGUCAUGCGUAUGACAAUACAGAUGGAACAAAAGUUUCUGAAGAAGGGCAAUUGGUUCAAUAUGGAGAUGGUAAAGAGAAUGUUUUAAAACGAGGACAAUAUCAGUAUAUUGAUGCAAAUGGGAAAGCAGUUUUAGUCAAAUGGGUUGCAGAUGACAAUGGUUUUAGAUUGGUAAACUAAAACUACCUUUAAGCAUGAUUUUGAAUUUGAAUAAGUUUUAUUAUUUUGAACUUGAUCUACUUGGAUGGAGUAUUUGAUUUCAUUUAAACUGAAAAAGUGAAUUGAGA